Trametes versicolor FP-101664 SS1 is the source of this 789-nucleotide messenger RNA. RefSeq lists its product as uncharacterized. Gene Ontology annotation, molecular function: nucleic acid binding; zinc ion binding. The record is from RefSeq and is a predicted model, not a curated record. The annotation marks the transcript as partial. The transcript has 2 exons. NCBI's taxonomy places the organism in Eukaryota, Fungi, Basidiomycota, Agaricomycetes, Polyporales, Polyporaceae.
AGUGUUCCGAAGCUCGCGUCCGAUGGAUCCAACUGGGUCACGUACCGAGAACGGAUGAAGGUCGUACAGACGGCCAAGGGUCAUAUGCCGCACAUUUGCGGGACCAGUCGUAAGCCCCUCCUUCCUCCUCCUAUCAAUCGAGAUCUCCCCCACAUCACCAUCCAAUACACAGAGCUAGUCGACAAGAUGGAGUUGAAAUACACUCUGUGGGAGACGAAGGAGGCUGGAGCCCGCGCGCUCAUCUACGAGACUCUGAGCGACAACCUGUUCAUUGAGGUCCAGUCGCAGCCAACCACGAAGGCUCUCUGGGAGGCCGUUGUUGCGUCCUGCGAGAACAAAUCACUGAUGUACGCCAACACUAUCAGAACGCGUAUUCAGAACACGCGGUGCCCCGAGGGAGGGGACAUACGGGCGCAUUUGGCGCUACUUCUGCGGGAGCGACAGAAUCUGGCAGCCGUCGGGACUCGUUUGGCGGAGAUCGAGUUCGCAGCAAUUGUGAUGAACAGCUUGCUGGAGUCUUACCACGGGCGCGUCCAAACCAUCUUGGACAUCUCGAGCUUCUCUGGGCAGGUCAUCCCCGUCGAGUUCCUUAUCAACAAGCUCAACAAAGAAUUCGAUCGGAGGGCGAUCAUCAAAGCGAAUGACAUUGCCCUCACCGCCACCUCAAGCAUACCGAGUGCACCAGCGAGUGCUCUCUACUCGCGCCAACCUGUGGAGUGUUACAACUGCCACGGGAAGGGCCAUAUUGCACGCAACUGCCGUCGGAAGGGUGGCGGACGUGAGGGACAG